GAUUGCCAAAUAAAGAGCUCACCUCAGACACCUCGAUCGACUUCCCUCGCUGGAAUUCCACCAGGGAACAUUUUGCCGUUAUUCCAGAAGAGAACCUGACUGUUAGUUUGACCAUAUUUGGAGAAAACCUUAAUCUUUGUUGGGAUGGAAAACAGACAGCGGUCAAGACGAACAAGGAAGACUGUCAAGCCUUGUCAGCUCACGAGGAGCACAAGAUCACACUGGAUUACGAGUCGCAGCAGAUCAAGAGAGCUGAUGGCCGCAUUCUCAGAACAGUAAAUAGUACCAAUGCAAAUAAAGAUGGCUUGAUGAAGAUGAAAUCUGACGGAGGCAAGGCCUGGGUUGUGCAGAUUCUGGGAGACUGGACUCAUCUUCAGGACCAAGACCAGAGCACGGGCAGCCAAAAUGAGUGUAAAAGCAACUGUGGUGGAAACAACGCAAUCCUGUAUGUUUUUCUGACUUUCUUCAUUAUUACAACCAUUGCUUUAUUCUGUUACCUUCUGCGUAUAAGGAGAAACUCGUCCAGAAGUCGAGCUUAUCCUGCCUCUCAUGUGCUUGAACUGAAUAGAGCCAAGGAGACCAUGACGGACGAAAAUCCUGGUAGCAUGGACUAUGGAGAAGAAACAAUUAAUGAUAUCUAUGGUUUUGAUGGUCAGUGAGACUAGAUGCUGUCUGACGAUAUACAAACAAAGGUAUUAGAUAUUAGGAAGGAAGUCAGGUCUUCCAAACUAGUAGUAUCCACUUGAUGAAUGGUGCCCUCAUCCAUAACAGACUGGGGUCGCCCUGUCGCAGGAUCCGUUUCCAUAGAUCUCCGAUCACACCAGACCGGCGAUGCCAAUGUUUAACAAAGUCAUAUGAUGGGGCAUCCUCUCCCUAAGUUGCCAUCAUUUCAUCUUUCAAGUAUAGAAAUAUGCUAUGAAUUAAGGACUGGACAUUAAAACAUAACCCAUAGAGAUAUGUAUCAUUAUGCAUGUGAAACAGGAUAAGCGGAAGGGGAUCAAGGGAAAUCUUUUGUAAGCGCCCCCCUGUAUUUUAUAUACAUAUAUAUAUGUGUGUGUGUGUGUGUGUAUACAUAUUCAUUUACAUUUACAUAUACGCAAUGGGUGCGCUCUUAACCCAAUGGUGCCGGGGAAAAUGAACAAAAAAUGGGGAAAAUAUUGUGCCCACUUUGUUUUUCGUAAAAGGUCUGCCGAUAGAUGGCUCUGCUAGUGCCUGAUUUAAAUGGCGGGAAAAACGUAUUUUUCACUAGUGCUAUGAAAAUCGAUGGUGUUAUUUUUAUGAUAAACAUUAUAAUUUUUAUAAUUUUUUUUAAACAUUAGUAACAGCAAAAUAAGAUUACGUAAAAUAUUUUGUAAAUCAAAGAAACGGGUAAACGGGCGAGACGGGCGGUGCUCGUACCUGGCUCAUUGGGGAGUUAGUACAAGUGUUGCCAUCUAUGCAUAAAAACAAUCAAACAAGUACUCACUGUGGGCAUGGAACGUACGUACACGUCAUACCCGGCACCAAGGUGUUAAAAGAUUUUCCUACAUAUAUGCAUGUGGAUACAUAUACAUAUCUUCAUAUACAUAUAUAUGUAUUUAUAUGUAUAUUUUGUGUAUAUAUAUAUUUAUAUUUAUAUGUAUAUAUGUAUACAUGUACGUAUUUAUAGAGAUAUAUAUGUAUAUAUGUAUAUGUAUUGUGUAUACAUACAUAUAUAUAGAUAGA
Messenger RNA from Penaeus indicus, 1704 nucleotides. RefSeq lists its product as uncharacterized. The transcript is spliced from 5 exons. The annotation marks the transcript as partial. The record is from RefSeq and is a predicted model, not a curated record. Lineage: Eukaryota; Metazoa; Arthropoda; Malacostraca; Decapoda; Penaeidae.